AUGUUCGUUGAUUCAUUAAUAACCGGACUAGAGAAGGGAUUUAACACUGGAAUAACCGUGUUACACAACUCUACAUUAGAGUGCAAAAAUUUGCUGUCAGCUAGAAAACAACCUGAAAUUGUAGACAAAUUAUUAGAAUAUGAAAUGGAGAAAGGUUACUUAGAUGGUCCAUAUGACAUACCACCAUAUACCAUUUACAGAAUUAGCCCCAUUAGAAUUUCUCAAGGGAAAUACUCAAAGAAACAUAGACUAAUUGUUGAUUUAUCUUCGCCUCACAAUCAAUCAUCUGAAAAGAGUAUUAAUGAUCUUAUUGAUAAAGACGAAUAUUCUUUGCAAUAUGUGCGGAUCGAUGAUGCCAUUAGCAUUUUAAAGACACUAGGUAGGGAGUCACUCAUGUGCAAAACUGAUAUAGUGGACGCCUUUAAAUUAAUUCCUAUCUCGCAAGAAGUUCAACCCUAUUACAGAUUUAAAUGGAAGAACAAAUACUUCUUCUACAAGAGACUAGUAUUCGGUUGUAGGAGUAGUCCCAAAAUUUUUGACAUGCUUUCCAAAGCCAUCUGUUGGAUAUUAGAAUAUAACUACAAUGUUAAAAAUAUCCUCCAUUUACUAGACGAUUUCGUCACAUUUGACCCCCCUGGCGAAGGUGGACUGAGGAGUAUGGCAGUUUUGACCAUAGUAUUCAAAAAGCUUGGAAUCCCUAUUUCAGAGAGGAAAACAGUAGGUCCAGACACAGUGAUUGAAUACCUAGGAAUUAUAUUUGAUUCUAAAAUUAUGGAAAGUCGUAUUCCCUUGGAGAAAGUUGAAAGAAUAUUAACUUUCCUUAAUAACCUUCGAUCAAAAAGAUCAUGGACAAAACGGGAGAUUCUAAGUGUCUAA
This is a messenger RNA of Saccostrea echinata, 876 nucleotides long. RefSeq lists its product as uncharacterized. NCBI's taxonomy places the organism in Eukaryota, Metazoa, Mollusca, Bivalvia, Ostreida, Ostreidae. Bases 1 to 876 code for a protein of 291 amino acids. The record is from RefSeq and is a predicted model, not a curated record. The transcript has a single exon.